Aspergillus luchuensis is the source of this 990-nucleotide messenger RNA. It is a transcript of the gene OTU1, whose product is annotated as ubiquitin-specific protease OTU1. Lineage: Eukaryota; Fungi; Ascomycota; Eurotiomycetes; Eurotiales; Aspergillaceae. Gene Ontology annotation, biological process: endoplasmic reticulum unfolded protein response; protein deubiquitination. The record is from RefSeq and is a predicted model, not a curated record. The coding region runs from base 1 to 990 and encodes 329 amino acids. Gene Ontology annotation, molecular function: cysteine-type deubiquitinase activity. Gene Ontology annotation, cellular component: cytosol; nucleus. The transcript has a single exon.
AUGAGGAUCCGGAUUCGCGGUCCGGCGGGACAGUCCACCGUCACGCUGGAUGCAGAUGCAACUGUCGACGACCUCCGGCACCAAAUCACGGAGAAAACGGGGCUGACGGCGUACGAUGUAAAAUAUGGAUAUCCAAAUAUCAAGCCCUUGGUGCUAGGCGCGCUUCCUUCGAAGCAGAAACUAGCAGAUCUUGACAUUACCCUGAACGGGGAACAACUUAUCGUCACACAGCAAGAGAACUCGGCUCAUGCCCCGCUAAAGAACGAACCUCAAGCGGCAGAUUCGCCGCUGAAAGCGCCAGCUGUAGGCAGCACACAUAAGAAGGGUUCUCCUGAUGAUCCGCCGGAGGUCCCCUCGCCUGACCAUAGCGGAACCUUCGUUCUCCGAAUCAUGCCCGAUGACAACUCUUGUCUCUUUCGUGCAGUGAGUAGUGCGACUAUGGGAGGAGUAGAUGCCAUGACCGAAUUACGAUCUGUUGUUGCGCAAACAAUCCAAGCGCACCCAGACCUUUAUACUGAGGCAGUAUUGGAAAAGAAGCCGGAUGAAUACUGCCGCUGGAUUCAGAAUGAGGACUCUUGGGGUGGUGGUAUUGAGCUGAGCAUUCUGAGCAAGCAUUUCGACAUUGAAAUAUGCUCCAUAGAUGUGCAGACCCUUCGCAUCGAUCGCUUUAACGAAGGCGCCCCGAUGCGGUGUAUCGUGGUCUAUUCGGGUAUCCACUACGAUACAAUCGCCUUGUCGCCUUCUAGUCCGCCCUAUACCCACUCAGAUGUGCCUCCUGACUUUGAUACAAAAGUCUUCGACGCUGCAGAUCCAUUGGUACUCGAGAAGUCGCAGGAACUCUGUCAGGUUCUGCAAACCAGGCAUUACUACACUGACACAGCUGGGUUUCGUCUUCGUUGCAAUACGUGCGGAGGGACAUUCGUCGGAGAGAGAGGUGCUACACAACACGCCGAACAAACAGGACAUGUUGAUUUCGGCGAGGCUGGCUGA